GGCUCUCGUCAUUAUGCAACCCUCACUGCAGCCCCCCUGUUCGGCCAAUAGAGGACGCUGUGAGGCCUGGUGGUGAUUUCUCCCCGGCGGCAGCUUUACUGCUCCUGACCCGCAUUCACCCGUACUGUACCGGCAGGCGGGGGGGAGGACCGAGCAGCAGCACAGAAAGCAAAUAAACGCUGUAGAGUUCCCCUGCAGACCGUGGCCAUGGCUUUGGUAGUCCCUGGCAGACACGGCGCUCCCGUCUCCUCGCACCUGAUAGCGGACUGAGAGGGGAGCGAGCACCGGGGGAGAGAGAGCCACGCCGUUCAGACGGUGAACCAGCAGGACUCGCUUUCAUUUCAACGUGUCUAUUCUUUUUCUUCACGUGUUAACUCGGCUGUUCCUUGUUCAACGAGCUCUAUGUUGACGGCACAGGAGGUGGGUUUCUUCCACGAGUCGAGCAUUGGGACCUGGGUCAGGUAGGGCUGAGUUCACGGCUAUGGUUGGAGCUAUAUGAUCAACGCAAUAAGAGACCUGUUAACCUACACCCUGCCCUACAUGGCUGCUCAGUCUGGACGGUCCGUGAGAGAUGUCACUUAAGUAGGUGCGAUCAAGCUGAUGAAUGUGAUAUUUGGAUGAGAGGGCAGCAUCAUUUGGUCUCUUCUGGACCAGUCAGACAUGAUUUACGGUCCAUCUGGGGCUCAAAACUGCAGAUUUUCCACACUGGCGUUGGAACUUCACAUCCAUUUCAAUGACGACGCUCUGCCACCUGAUAUCUGUGGCAACAAGGAACACCAGCCUCCAUCUUCCUAGCACCAGGUGGAGCCCCUGAAGAAACCGACCUGUAAAUGUAACGAGAGCAAGCAUUACCCUGUUCAGAUGGACCCUGGAAAAACACCAGCAUUGUUUAUCAAAAAGACAUAAGAUUGAAGAAAAGACUCAAGAUUGAUACAGCACAGUUUUACCUCCCACCAUCCUCUUUUCUCCUUCUGAUCAGAUCGGAGGAACAAAUAAAAAAAAAACACAUCUGCUUUCUACCUCCCAGAGAAAUAGAAAAGGAAGAAAACAAUUUAUUAUCCAGCAUCAGCUCCUUUUAUUUCUUCUCUUCGUGCAACACUUCUUCAUUUACCUCAGGGAAUCUCUCCCACUGCCUACCUCCUCCGCCGAAUCAGCCAACCCAGUGACUGGAACAUAGAGCAAAGACACACCUGUGACCUCUCACUGCUGUUUCCUCAGCAAACCUAUAUUGCCUCUGAUGCUUUCCUCACCGACCAGCGAAGACCUUGGACCUCGUACCACCUGCCAGCUCAGACCUGCUCACUGCCGAAAAUUGUACUGAUCCGCACUUGUGGCCUGGACUUUGGGCGGGUUGUCACUGGAAGGAAGAGGAUCAUAUUGCCAGAAAGGAAGCUACACGCUCACAAUAGCCUCACACAUCAAUACAAUAUACCUGACAAGCAACUAAAUACCUCAGCAGACUUUUAGAUAGACUCAACAGAAGGGAACUUUUCAGCAACAAAAUUCACUCUCUUGGUGCUUCAUUCCAUCCAACAGGUAACUCCGUCCACCAGCCUGGUGCUUCAAUCUACUUAAACAACUUCCAUUUGCCUUGGAGGCAGGAGUAUAGCAACAGUAGCCAAGGAGGCCUCUAGAGAAGCACAGAGAGAAAGAGAGAGAGAGACAGAGACUCAGGAGUGUUGUACAGCAGGUAACUUCAUUCUUCUCAGCGAAGUCACAACAGCCCCACGAUCCUAGCGGUAGCAUAACUCAGCAAUUGCUCCGAGAGGCCUUCAGAGAUCACAGAAGAGACUCAAAAGUUCCUGCUGCCUUGAGCUUCCCCUUACUUUACCCCCCAAUCAAGCCUCCAGAGAAGAAGAGCGACCCCCAGAGAAGAAGAAAUUCCAGGGAGCCUCAUCAGCUUUUCGUACUCUGGAGGCAAGCAACAAAAAGACUUCCUAUCAGGCUUAAGUCAGAGCAUUGUACACCUGUGAAAGUAAGAAGAGUGAACGCUGGGAAGAUCCAUAAAGAGUGACAGAGAAGGGGGAAGAAGGGAAAGAGGAACCGAGAGUCAAGAGAAGAAUGCAUAUCUUUCUUUUGCUUCCACUGAUGUCCCGCCCACCGUGCUCUUCCCAGCCAAUAACUUGCCAGAUCCUCAGAUGGCUGUCUAUUGAAGGGGCCAUCUGCGAAUGCUGAGCAGCUGGCAAGAUCUAGGGCCGCCUCGUUGUCCUGUGAUUGGCUGCUGGACAAGACUGAGGCAUCAUGGAGCCAAUGUCCAACAAGCAGGAUAGCAACUCAUCAGAGGGCGAUGAGAAAGGAUGGCCAGAUGUGCCCAAGAGAAAGAGCAAGAACAGCCAGUGUUCGGUGAAGAGUAUGUCUGCUCUUAGUGUCUCUGUUCCAGGGUACAUCCCCAGCUACCUGGAGAAGGAUGAGCCAUGCGUGGUGUGUGGGGACAAGGCGACUGGCUACCACUACCGCUGCAUCACCUGCGAGGGCUGCAAGGGCUUCUUCCGCAGGACCAUCCAGAAGAACCUCCACCCCGCUUACUCCUGUAAAUACGAAGGCUGCUGCGUUAUCGACAAGAUCACCCGCAACCAGUGCCAGCUUUGCCGCUUUAAGAAGUGCAUCUCUGUGGGCAUGGCCAUGGACUUGGUCCUGGAUGACUCAAAGCGCGUGGCCAAGCGGCGUCUCAUUGAGGAGAACCGACUGAAGAGGAAGAGGGAAGAAAUGGUGAAGACGCUGCAGACAAAGCCAGAGCCAACAACCUCGGAGUGGGAACUAAUCAAGGUGGCGACCGAAGCCCACCGGCACACCAACGCCCAGGGCUCCAGCUGGAAACAGAAGCGCAAGUUCUUGCCUGAUGAUAUCGGCCAGGGUCCGAUCGUGCCCACUUCAGAAGGAGAUAAGGUGGACCUGGAAGCCUUCAGCGAGUUCACCAAAAUCAUGACCCCCGCCAUCACGCGCGUUGUCGACUUUGCCAAGAAAUUGCCCAUGUUCUCAGAGCUGCCUUGUGAAGACCAGAUCAUCUUGCUGAAAGGUUGCUGCAUGGAGAUCAUGUCGCUGCGCGCCGCCGUUCGCUACGAUCCGGAAAGCGAAACGCUAACGCUAAAUGGCGAGAUGGCUGUGAAACGGGAGCAGCUGAAGAACGGCGGGCUGGGCGUGGUGUCGGACGCCAUCUUUGAUUUGGGAAAAAGCCUGGCUCAGUUUAACUUGGAUGACACAGAGGUGGCUCUGAUGCAGGCGGUGCUGCUUAUGAGCUCAGACCGCUCAGGGCUGACCAGCUUGGAGAAGAUUGAGCAGUGCCAAGAGGCCUACCUGCUGGCGUUCGAGCACUACAUCAACUACCGCAAGCACAACAUUCCCCACUUCUGGCCCAAGCUGCUGAUGAAGGUGACGGACCUGCGUAUGAUUGGAGCUUGCCACGCCAGCCGCUUCCUCCAUAUGAAAGUGGAGUGUCCCAACGAACUCUUUCCCCCACUCUUCCUGGAGGUCUUCGAGGACCAGGAUGUGUGACUUGGUGAGACUGUGGCACCCCCCUAAGAGAACAAUGGACAUAGGAGGAAAGAAAUUUGGGGUGUUUGAUUUUAUUUUUUUUUAAGAGGAGGUGCGGGUGAAAAAGAAAAAAACUUUUUGUUUCCCUGUUUGUUUGUUUUUUUUGUUUUUGUUUUCUUCAAAUACCAAUAAGACCCUCCACCUGCCACCAGCAAACACACACCAACAUCACCAGAGGACCACACAGUGAAUACCCAGCUUUUCUUUUCUUCAUGCUGAGAGGUACACACAGAGUACAAAUCUGUAAAGCCUUUUAAAUAUUCACAGGUUCAAAUUCCAAACCCACUGCCAUGAGCAUUCACUAUCUCUAUAUGCAAACAGCUGUACUCUGGUCCUAAUGUAAACCGAGGGGCUUGGUGGUCUCGCUACUCCCCCUGCAUCCACCUCUCACCUUUGAAAUCUCUGGGACCUGACCAUAAGCUCCUAAAAUGACCCUCACACACACACACACACACACCCAUCUCCUUAUCUGCAAUGGCUUCCUCCAUCCACACGUGCAGCCCAGCCCUCAGUCCACCGAGGGCCCCUGUGAGUGUUUGUCAACCUACCUCCCUCACGUACUGACCUCUUUUUCUCUUUGUCUCACACAGACACACACACACACACACAGAGGCAAAAACACACAAAAUAUACACAGUUAUAACACACCCUCUUACCUCAUACCUCCUUAAAUGUAUUUCUACAUGUAUUGUGUGGGUGGUGGUUAUCUAGUGAGAAACAUGGAGCCAUAGUGUCCUCAGUUACCCACGAACCUCUCUUCUAGUGUGGAAAUACUUCAUAUGAGGCCCAUAUCUGUAAAUGAAUAUGAAAAAGUAUGAGAUUAUUACAUUAUAAUACACUGCAAAUUAUGAUGAGCGCAUUAGUCAAGUGCUGUAAAAUAUGUUAAGAAUAUCACAGUGCUUUCUGAGAAGGUUCAACACAAAGUCUUGAUAUGAGAUUCACUGUUCGCUACAAGACAGGGUGUGAGGUUCAUAAUUAUUCGCUUCAUACUCGUCCUGUGAUUCAAAUUAAGGCAUGAGUCCAGGGAGCCAACUAGAUUUUGUGUGAACGAAGAGAUUGAUACCAACCUCAAAAAUGAUGCUGUCUCCAGCAGACAAUUAGCCUAGCUUAGCGUAGAAAAAAGUCUGGAAGCAGCCUAACUCUGUUCAAAGUGUCAAAACUCAUUUGUGGAUGAAAAGGGGCUUAUGUGCUGGAACAUUUCUAAGCAAAGAAAAGCCUAAAAAAUUGAAGUAACUGCCAAAAGCCUUGGCUGUUCAUUUAGCUUGAGGCUAUUUAGCAAAUGUCUUUAUGCUAUUAAGCUAAACUUCAGCAAGUUAAAGCUGUUGUAGUCAAUACUUUUGGAUUAAGAAUAGAUCAUGUAACUUCUAUCUGGCUGAGGAUGUAACUUGUAUUUAAAAUUCUGAGAGAAUCAUCACCUAACUCUACAUUUAACCGUUUUCCCAAGGCUUAGAAACAGAUCUUUGGUUACUUCACUUUUUUGGCUAUGUGAACGUUUUUCAAUGUCCCACCCAUAGACUGUAUAAAAUAUGGACGUAGUAUCCGUGACGUCACCCAUCUGUUCCUGAGAGCUGUUUUGAAGCAAAUCGACGGCAGCAGCCAUAUUGGUAAUGCGGAACUCAACCUGGCAGAGUGUGACGUAGUGUGAGUCUCUUAGCCAAUGGCUGUGUGUUCCCGACCGGGAGUCACGUCAGUCAUGUCCUUAUUUGGGCAAAACUCAUAAUCUUAAUAUCUUCUUAACCGUCACGUUAGAAAAAAAUUCAACCCCCGUACAGUGUGUGCCAUUAGAGAGAUUAGCGUUGUAGGGCCAAGACAUUUUUUGAACCAGGCUGUAAACAUGUUUAUUAAUGCUGCAAAGAUCAUCUUUUUCCCAUUCAUAUCUAUGUGGUUUCCGGUGUUUCUGCAGCCAGCCUCAAGCAGAUUUUCGAUGUAUUGCAGUUUAUAUCACUUCCGCAUUGGCUUCAUCGUUUGAGACCGGAGUUUGCCGCUUGGUCCCACCAUAAUUUCUUCUAGAGCAUAAAGCAUAAGCAGCAAGCUAGCACUAUAAAAACAACAAAAACGCUCUAAAAAUGAACAUAUGCUAGCUGUAGCACCAAAAUAAUUAUGUAAGCGGCUUACUUUGAGCUGACAAUGUAAGGCUUCAUAAUUCUUGCUAAACAUUCAGACAGCAUUACAAAACUGUGACCUUACUGUGUAGAACACUUUUUAGGGUGUAGUAAGUGAGUUAGCACCUAGUCCAAAAGGAAUGUGGCUAGCUAAUAGUUAAGUAUAUAAAGAGGUGUCUGUUAGCAAACAAAUUCAGUAAACCUGAGUUAGCGAUCUCUUUUGUUUGGUCAUCUAGUAAAGAAAACAAGUCAAGUUUUGCACUGUCAUUGUUAGCAUGUUAGCGCACCACCACCUUUAUUUUUAAUGAUUCUUUGGCUUUGUGGUCAGGAUAAGUGCAUUUAUAACAAAACACUUCACUCACACUACGCCUUAAGUAGAGAGUUCAUAUGUUGAGAGAAAGCACUGUUUUAUUCAUAACACCUUUUCACGCUAACUAAGUAGCACUUAAACUUUAUGUCAAAGCAUUUUAAGCUAGUUUGAAACAAACUGUACUUUAGCUGCGCCACAUGUGUUUCCACUUGAAGAAAAUAGUUAUACAGAUCUUAACAAAUAUUGCAAUAUGACUUGAAAACUUCUCAAUACUACUUAUUUUCAGUCACAUAUUUUUAAGUCACAUAUUUAAAUACAGUAUUUAUAUAUAUCCAAUAUGUAUGCAUACUGUAUACAUACUUAUUGUUACUAGAAUACCUCUGACAUGUACCUCUUGUUUUCAUUACCUCGCAUAAAGACACUACACACACACACGCACACGCACACACACGCACACACACGCACACACACACACACACACACGCACACACUACAUACCCAUUCAGUUGUUUUUUGAAGUUAUACCUCAGUGUUUUUGUUGCUCAUCUCUCCCUACUUCAUACGUAACCACUGGGCUGUACCACACUUCCUUUCUCCGUGUGUGUAUGUGAGUGCUUCUUCUCAUUGGAUCCCUAGCCCUGUCAUUCACACUGUAGCCCCGCCUCCUCACCUCCUUGCUGUCUUGUGAUAGGUUCAGCACUGGCAGAUGGUGGUGGCAGUGGUGGUGGUGGCAGUGGGAGGGGAUGUUGUCACUUACCUCUGCAGGCCUCGGCUGUCACCUGUAACCUGUUUCAAGUCCAGCCUGAAACCAACAGAUUCUACCUCACUCACCUCUCAUCUCAGUGCAGCUGCCCCUCUGUCUGCAAACACACUGACAUGCAUGCACGGAUAUAGAAAUAUACUCACACAGUGCACAAAUGAGUUGCCAACAUGGACCCAAUGAGUGCGCUGCUCCUUCAACAGUGUACUGCAGGUGUUUCAAACGGGCCAUGGAUCAUCAUUCAACAGCUGACAUGGAAAACUGUAAUUUUCUCCCUUUUUUCAUCUUGAUCAUUCAUCACGUGGGACCAACAGUCACUCUGGAUUUAUUUUAUUAAGGAACCUGGAAUGACAACGAGGGCAGGGGUGAAUGUGUGACAUUACAGUGUGCCGAUUGAACUUACAGGAACUGUCAGGGGACAACAACAGCUGGAAGCUGGAACUCCAGUGGAAGCCAUUUUGGCCUGAUCGAGUCAGGUCAAUGGACUAUUGUGGGUGGUGACUGGGAAGUGAACAAACAGCAAGUGUGUUAGCAGUAUUUGCCUGUGGAUAUGGUUUCAUCCUGAGGGGAAGGAAACGACGAGCGAGCAAUGCAACUGUGGCGGGGAGCGAUGUGACUCAAAGCAAGCUAAAAGCGAACCGCCAUAAAAAUGAAAAACGGACCCUCGCACCUUUAGUACAUCUCCAGAUCCUUCCCUCGCCGUCGCAGAAGAAAUGGACGCCUGGCCAUUUGAAAGACAUUCUGAGCGACUUUCCUAUCCCAGAUUUACAAUAAGAAACAAACACUGCUGAAAUAAGCUCCACCAACCACAUCCCAAAUGCCAUCCACUACAAAUAACUAUCAGGUUUUUUUCUGUUGCACUAGAACCACAAUGUCUGUAUCCUUAAGUAGACCUCCUCAACCCCUUCCUUUACCCCCCUCCCCCCGACAUCUUUGUGUUCGUACCUGACUUUAGCAGCAGUCUUAACGGUAUUCUAAAAUAUCUCACAUACACACAAAAAAUACACACACACUGUCUUUUUCAUCUCUUGAUUACCUGUUGAAACCAACAAGGACUGUGACAUGGCGUUUAGAUGCCGCUACUCUCAGUGUUACUACACCUACUUAUCUAUGUUGCAGGGUAUUUAAAUAGAACUAUAUGCGCUGAUUACACAGGGAUACACACACACAUGCAGCAGCAGCAGCAGCACACACACAGCAAUAGGAUGAUCAAGCAGUACAGCUUCACACCCGCCGUCCCCAGGCCUGCUGUGUUUGUACUUUGCUCACUGUGAAUGAAAGCCAUGCUGCAACCGGGUCAUGGCUCAGACAGGGAACCACUGGCUUAGUAAUUCUGACAUGCUAAUGUGCCUCACAGAGGUGGUUAUACAAAUAUACACUAUACAGUAUACAGAAGCAUAUAUUUAUAGACAUAGAUAAUAUAUAUAUAAAUGUUACAGUUAUUGUAUGUGGCAUUAGAGCUAUCGGCGACUGACUCUUUGCUGCCAGCUUAAAUCCGCUCACAAAUCUGUAUGAUCCGUCGUGUAGCAGACGGGUCAGAACUCAGUAUUAAUAUCUGUACAGUUAUAUUUAAGUAUUGUUUCAAGUUGACCUCAUAUUGCAUUAAGAUGCUUGUUUGCCUUGUGAUGAUCACCAACUAACCUUCAUAGUAUACCCACCUUUUCGAUACCUCUGAACCACUUCACUAGCACAUGAAGUACUUUACGCAGAACUACUUCUCCUUUUUUUCCCGUUAUGGGAAUCAGGUCCGCAUAGCUCAGUGAAUUGAGAUUUAGAUUUAAGCUGGCAGCAGCACAGCCACUCUCUCUCUCUCACUCUCUAUCUUGCUCCUCUUCUUCUUCUCUCUCUAUCUCACUCUCUCUAUCAGCCAAAUAAUCACUGGAGAAUUCCUCCCCUGUUCUCUUAAAAAAAGAAAAAGAACCACACCAGCACCACAGAGCACACUGCCUUCAGCCAUGAUCAGUUGCACCAGCAUAAGCAGAGAGACAGACCGAUAGUCAGUGACCAUCCUCCUCACAAUAAAGCCAUUUUUUUUAACCUGGACAUCACUGCUAGCUGUGAUACUGCUGUGUUCACACAACCGGCAAAUCAAACCAGUGCUAAAAAAUCUGAUCUGUUAAAGUGUAAUUUUUCAAUUUGGGUUUUGACAAUGAAUUCAUUUUCCAUCUGACCUUGGUUGUCAUAGUAACAAGGCAACUCUAGAAACACAAUGAAGACAUUUUUUUUGUGCGCCGCAACCUGGCACGCUACAACAAAGCAAUGACACUGAGUACUACUCUGGCUAAUUCUUUGCUUCAUUCUCCUUUCAUGAAGCUUAAAGUUUAAAAGACAUCAUUUCAGAGAAGAAGAAAGGAUUUGCUCUGCUGGUUGGAACACAGUCUGGGUGGUGCUAUAAGGAGGCUUUUUUUGCAGUCAAAGCCAGGUGGAAAUAUCUGUUUAAAGAGCUGUAGAAGUCAAAACAAAGUGUUUUCUUUGACAUUUAAUCGCUGAAAUUAAAAGGCAAAAUCGGAUGAGUUGCACCACCCUGUAUCACUUUCCACUCUGCAAAAUCCAACUGAAGUUUUUCAGCACAGCAACCACAGAAUUGUGCAUUCUCUCGCUCUCUGUCUCUCAGAUUCAACUUUUACACUGCGUUUACAAUAAAAUAAAAUGUGAACUUGAUGCUAAGCUCUGCCACUGCAGCCUGGCACACAACUAAAACAACCACUAUUCAGAAGUUUAGCUCUCGUGCAAGUUGUUUUUCACAAAUUAACUAUGUCUACUACUUUUGUUACUUACCCAGGGAAAUCAUCUCUUAGUCAACAGCACCCUUCCUUGCACUCUUUAUCCCUUCCUUCCUCUCACUUCCAUUUCUUCCUACGACACACCCUCUCAAGAUCCUGAUCCUUUGACCAUCAUCCGAGUUUCUCUCUGGAUCCUCUUUCUCUAUUUAUUUCACCCUGUCCUCUAAGUGUGCACCUUCCUCCUCCCUCCCCACACACGCACACACUCACAGAAACCUACCCCAACUCAUACUAGCACUCUUUGGUGGAGAAAGACGACAAUCCCUGCAGGAAUAUGUCCACAUGUGGAAUGUAAAAUACUGAAAUUGUACGAUUAAAGACACGGUGUGAAGUCACACUCAUGUUGUUUUUGAUGUUGUUGAUGUUGCUUUCGUUGUGCACCAAGUGUUUUAUUGUUAAGCUUACUCUAGGGUGGAUGAGUUUGCAGGUUGGGGUUAAAACCUUGAACGUGUAACAGACUGCUACUGAUGAGUCCUUUUUUAUAUAUAGUAGGCCUAUGUUUCUACAAGACUUGUGGUGUGAGGAUUGAAAACUCUGAACGAUGUAAAGCAAGAAAUGAGGUGACUCUGUUUCAGACAGAGUUAAAAAAAAAAAAAAAGCUGUUUUUUAUGAUUAUUCUUUUAUUACUUUGCAUCUGAUUUUCUUGGUAAGUGAAUGUCUGUCUUUCUGUGUUAAUGCUUUAUUGUGAGAAAAUGGCUGUUUAUGCACUUUCAGACCAUCAUUGGUGCAGUGGUAACUAGUGCUCAAAUAUCACCCAAAGGCGAGGGCUCAUGACACCUUCAGUUUGACUUACUGGAAUAGGUUUGUUAAGAUAUUUUAAACUCUAUCUGGAUAAUAUAUUUUUAAUAAGUUACCCACAUUCACAUUACACAUUCUAACACUAAAAAACUAGCUUGAAGGGCAAUAGUUAUUAUUUUAUUCUGUCUUAAAAUUGUCAUAGCACCAAAGCUAGCUUUACAGUGUUUACGCUAGCAGUUUAGGAUAGGCUUUAAGACUAUGAAUGGCUUGCAUUAGCCAACCAAACACGAGUUAGUUUGGGUUUGGAAUCAAACAGAAGAUUUGUCAGAAAUUCUCAAGCUUUUACAACUACAUUUGCGGUUUCCCGCCUUUUUUGUAGUCCCCGUGCAGAAUGUGAUAGCUGAAAAACCAAAACCAUAGCCUACCUGAUUGACAACAAAAUUCUAUCUUAGCCUUGAUAUCAAACAUUAUCUCAAAUACACCACAUUUUCAUUAAUAUGGUGUCUGUCAUCUAAAAGUUUUAGCACAGCUAACAGGUAACCAGCUAACAAGGCGCUAAUACCUUGAGAACUUGUAAACAGAACAAGUGACACUCACUCAAAAUAUGCUGAGUCAUUGCAGGAGUCAAAGUAACAUAUUUUGACAAAUGCUGAUUUCCAUAGUAUUUUUACAGACAUUUCAACACUUAGCUAAUUGAAAUGGCACCUAAAUUUGUGUUGGGAGUAUACCACUGCUUCCUGCUAUAGGUUUACUGGAAGCAAAGUUAGCUACAUAUUUCCAACUUUAGCUAUCAUCAUUUUUUUCCCCAAGGCAAGAAAAAAACGUUUUCCAAUCUGGCAUCCUACCAGAACUAAGACAAAUUUCAGCUAACAGCUAGCUAGCUUAAAACCUUAUAUAUGAUACGUUGUAACUGAAGUAGGAGCUGAAUGUUUUCACAAUUCAGUUCAAAAAUUUGAGUGAUUAUCUCUCCUAACAAUCCAUUUUUUUUCUCCACACUUUACUGAAAUACAUACAUGUUAUAGGAUUUUAGGUCUAAAACAGAAGUCAUGAAACAACCAGCCAAUAGACCACUUAGUUGAACUGAGGGUAAAUGAACCUGAACCUUGCUCUUCACAGUUGCUUGGGCUGUAUCACUUGCUUAGCUGGGCUUUUGCUCUUUGCUCUGAUCUAGGUCAAUUUAAAAAAAGCACUUAAAUCAUGAUAUUAGCCUUUGUAAUGCUCAACAUGAAUCUGACCUUAGACCAGGGCCUAUCUUGUGAUGUAUAAAUCUGCCAUAUAUUAAUCUCAAUGUUGUGACAAUAAUAUUCUCUUGAUGGAGUAAGCCUCAUCGUACAGUAAGGAAAGAGUAAAGAAACAACAAAAAUCACAAAAUAGAAACCAAAAAGAGAGAUUUAUACAACUGUUCAUACCUCAUUGUACUGCUUUGUGCCAGAGUAACAGAAGAGGAAUGAUCAGUCUCAGGCAUGGCAAACUACUGGUGAGAAACGGAUGAGACUGAAAGAAAGAAAAAACUCAAAUUGUGUUUUAUAGAGUUUGGAAAUUUGGUAUAAAUGCUUACUGGAUCUUUUCAGGUUGUAAAAAUACAUCAUUGUGACAAUGUUGAAAAACGUCUGAAAAUAGAUGCACUUACAUUGUGUUGUCAAUAAUGAAUUGAUAGCAUGGAAUAUGAAGUCAUGCUUUGAGUAUUUAUCAUCAACUGGCAGAUAUGCAUUCCUUCUUUGUGUGUUCUGGCCUGACAAAUCAAGAGAGGACUGAUGUGUCAUUCGGACAAGAGAUGGGGUGAAUUGAGUUUGGCCUUCGAAUGCAUAAUACGCUCAAAAAAACUGCCGUCAAUGGCAAAAAAUUCAACAAGGGCUCUUCUGCCCCUAAAAAAAGCUUUGAAGAGAGAUGUAAUCCUCUUCAAGCCCUUCAAAUCCCGAAGUACAAAUAUGCAAUUACACAUUUCUAUUUAUGACCAUGUAAAUUGUGCCUUGAACAAGAAAGGUUAAAGACCCCAAGUCCCACACUACAAUUCCCAUGACACCAAUGUCCUCUCUUGUUUUCGGUCUUCACUCCCUGCAGCUCCCCUUCACUGUGGCUUUUUGCAGUAGCACACGGCCCGGCCCUGAUGAGCAUAACUGAGAGUCAUCACGUGAGGCCCCUCACAGCCAGUAGGCUAUUUCCUCUUGGCAAAGCAGCCAUAAUUUUUGGCAUAGCACAGUGUUGAAUGUAAAGCUGAAUGAGAAGUGGACAGACGCACCGCAGACGACAGUUUGAUGGUGCAUUUUGUGAUGCUGGUUUAUGGGCUUGUGAUGGGCACAGUUGUUGUUUGUCUUGUUUUUUCUGUGACAAAUCAUUCAUGGCACAAUCAGAGAAUGGCAUCUCAAUGGCUCAAAGCUGUUUGUGUUUGUGGCUAUGUGACAUCCAUUUUCAACAUUAUAAAAAUUAUUUGAUAUCAA
Molecule: messenger RNA, 12662 nt
Organism: Notolabrus celidotus (New Zealand spotty)
Lineage: Eukaryota; Metazoa; Chordata; Actinopteri; Labriformes; Labridae
Product: thyroid hormone receptor alpha
Exons: 13
Coding region: 2242-3492 (416 amino acids)
Biological process (GO): thyroid hormone receptor signaling pathway; positive regulation of transcription by RNA polymerase II; cell differentiation
Molecular function (GO): nuclear receptor activity; RNA polymerase II cis-regulatory region sequence-specific DNA binding; zinc ion binding
Source: RefSeq, a predicted model, not a curated record